Molecule: messenger RNA, 807 nt
Organism: Psammomys obesus (fat sand rat)
Lineage: Eukaryota; Metazoa; Chordata; Mammalia; Rodentia; Muridae
Product: testin-2-like
Biological process (GO): immune response
Cellular component (GO): lysosome
Molecular function (GO): cysteine-type endopeptidase activity
Source: RefSeq, a predicted model, not a curated record
AUGAUUGUUUUUCUCUUCCUAGCCAUCCUCUGCUUGGAAGUCAACGGAACUGCUCCAACACGUCAUCACAGUUUGGACGUUCACUGGCAUGAAUGGAAGAUAAAGCAUGGGAAAACAUAUGACAUGAAUGAAGAAAGAUUGAGGAGAGCAGUGUGGGAGAAGAAUUUCAAAAUGAUUGAUUUGCACAAUUGGGAAUACCUUGAGGGGAAGCAUGACUUCACCAUGGCAAUGAAUGUGUUUGGUGAUUUGUCUAAUACAGAAUUUGAGAAAAUGAUGACUGGGUAUCAAAGGCAGAGGAUCAAGAAGACGCAUAUAUUUCAGGAUCAUCUGUUUCAUUAUGUCCCCAAAUAUGUGGAUUGGAAAAAGCAAGGCUAUGUGACUCUUGUGAAUAAUCAGGGUCAUUGUACCUCUAUUUGGGCUUUUAGUGCAGCUGGGUCCCUAGAAGGACAAAUGUUCAGGAAAACAGGGAGACUGGUCCCUUUGAGUGAGCAGAACCUACUGGACUGCAUGGGUUUCAGUGUUACCCGCUGCAGUGGUGGCUUCAAGCAGAAUGCCUUCCAGUAUGUGAAGGACAAUGGCAGCCUGGCAGCUGAAGAAUCCUAUCCAUACAGAAGCACAAAGAAGGAGGACGAAGAAGAGAAGGAGGACAACAAAGAGGAGAAAGAUGAACAGGGGUUGGAGGUGGAAGAGGAAGAGGAGGAGGAGGAAGCUUUCAGACACUCCAUGCCAACAACUCACAAGAACCAUUCUUGUGUGAGUGCAGGAUUUCCCCCUCUUUGUGGGAUCCUGCAGCUCAAGGAGCACUGA